This is a messenger RNA of Neoarthrinium moseri, 1167 nucleotides long. RefSeq lists its product as uncharacterized. The transcript has 3 exons. The coding region runs from base 1 to 1167 and encodes 388 amino acids. The record is from RefSeq and is a predicted model, not a curated record. Lineage: Eukaryota; Fungi; Ascomycota; Sordariomycetes; Amphisphaeriales; Apiosporaceae.
AUGGACGACAACGCGCGCCGGCGGAGGCAGAACGAACCGCCCAUCAGCGCCACCUCCAACCCCAGGUAUCCGGGCCACGACCCCAAUGCGCAGAGGCGGUCUUACGGUGCGAGUGCAGGCGCGUCUGACAGGUACCGCCCUGCCCCCCUCAAUACAUCUCCAACGGCGGCUCGAGGCAUGGGGGGCACGGCUGCGUACAGCGGUUACUAUCAGGAACCGGCCGCGGCAUUCUCGACCGCCAUGCCACAGAACACAAUGCCUUACCAGUCCGAAUAUGGGCAGGACACAAGGCAAACACAGAAUUUUGGUGCCUAUAACGCAUCCAUGAUGUACAACGUACCGCAGGCUGGGGCGCAGAACGCCGUUUACGAUACGAGUCAGCAGUUUCCCUCACGGCAGCCCGCAGCGCUGCAGAUAAUGCCCACGGAUGUAGCCGCGCCUUAUUUCCCGAGCGAACCAACCAACUCAACCCCUGCCACUGCUUUGCAGGGCCAGGCGGGAUCGUCAGGCACGUCGGGAGUAUAUCAGCAGAGCUCGGCAGACCAGCGCGCAAUGCUUCAAAACUACUCCAGUGGAAUGGCGUCAAUGAGCGGGAUGUCACAGACAAGUCCGCCGGACCAGGUCAUGGAGGAUCAGGAGUAUUCAGCAUCCGCCGAGAUGGGUGAGGCCUAUGAGCAGUACCAGUCGGCACUCAAAGAAAUCUUCACAAACAUUCGGAAUGGAGUGCUUGUGGCGGCAAGCGAAUCACUUCUUAACGUAUCUGACUGGCUACUUUCCAAGGUAGCUGAGCUAGGUCUUGUCGUGGACAACCCAGAGCUUCACAGCGAUCGAAUCAAGCUAUGGAACGAUUUCAACCACGCCUGGCUAGCCCUAUUCCAAAAGCAAAAGGACAUUGUGGAAUCAGGCGUCCAGCCUCAGCGGGGGCAAACCUUGAUUACUGAAGAUGGCCUGAAAAAGAUGGGCAAAGAGCUAGUUCGUCUUUGCGAUGGCGUCGAACGACACGGGCUCGUUGACUAUGAAUACGGUGUAUGGGAAGAGCAGAUUGUGACAACCUUGCUCACCUUGUCACCUGCAGUCAUCGAAGAGUGCCUAGACCUUUACGAGAACAACGCCGAAGGCGGUCCAAGUGCCAGCACUGCAGGACCUGGCCAUCACGGGUCCAGAUAA